AUGCGACAACCAGCAAUGCCCAUCCGCUCGCCCUUCGAGUCUUCCAUCGCGAAGCCGGGCCAAGGCACUGUCGUCCUCUCUCUCCUCCCACCAAACAACCCCACCCUCACUACUCUCACCUACAAAUACCCAUUGAAGCUCGUCCCCCGAGCUCCAGGAUUCGUCCCCAGCCCAGAAUCCUCUGCAUUGUCGGAUUCAUGUCCCUCAAGACCAGUCCAUCUCUACCUCCUCACCUAUGGCGGUGGUUUGCUGCCAGGUGAUCACAUCGAGGUGUCGAUCAAACUCGAGCCGAGGACCCGCAUGGUAGUGACCACGCCGCAGGGGAGCACCAAGAUUUUCAAGACCGAGCCCGGCAACGAGAAUGGCAUCAAAUUGAUCAAGGGUCAUCGCAAGCAGAUGCCCGCCAACCAACAUCUCGCCGACAUGAGUCAGCAAUCUCUGGACGUGAAAAUCGGCCGCCAAGCAGCGCUAUGCUACUUGCCCGACCCAUCUGUGCCCUUCAAGAACAGUCGCUACGCGCAAGUACAAACAUUUACCGUCGACGCCGCUGCCAAGGGUAACGAGCGCAGCAGUCUUUGUGUUCUGGACUGGGUUACACAAGGCCGGACGUCGCGCGGCGAAAACUGGAACUUCCGCUUCUGGCGCGGCCGUAACGAAGUUUGGGCUACUGACGAGACGACGGGCAAGAGCCGGCUCCUGCUACGUGACUCGGUCAUCCUGGACGAUGAGACCGAGGAUCUCAAUGACUCAGAUGAGGACCUUGACGACGACGCAGGCGAGAGUGGGCUCAAUAGCCACUCUGGCCGUGCUGAGACGCCACCACCGCAGGCCGGCUUGGUACCUUUGAACGUCAUCCAAGAACGUACGCGCCCGCACGGAGUCCUAGGUACGCUGAUCCUGUCGGGCCCAGUGUUCGACAGCCUCGGGUCAUACUUCAUGCAACAGUUCAACUCUCAACCUCGAAUCGGCAGCCGAAAUUGGUCCUCGUCUGCCCCGUCAUCGGCUCCCGAACCAUCGCUCAGCACCACGGGCGAUGUUAUCUGGACGGCAGCUCGCGUGCGCGCCGGAUUUGUUCUGGUCAAGUUCGGCGCCAAGGACUUCGAGACAGCCAAACACUGGCUCGGAGGGCUCCUUCGCGAAGAAGGCAGCAUAAUCCGAGAGUUUGGCGAGGAAGCUCUCUUCUGCCUUUGA
Messenger RNA from Penicillium daleae, 1191 nucleotides. RefSeq names its product urease accessory protein UreD. Gene Ontology annotation, molecular function: nickel cation binding. The coding region runs from base 1 to 1191 and encodes 396 amino acids. The transcript has a single exon. The record is from RefSeq and is a predicted model, not a curated record. Lineage: Eukaryota; Fungi; Ascomycota; Eurotiomycetes; Eurotiales; Aspergillaceae.